Messenger RNA from Prunus armeniaca (apricot), 1530 nucleotides. The record is from the annotation of a GenBank genome assembly. NCBI's taxonomy places the organism in Eukaryota, Viridiplantae, Streptophyta, Magnoliopsida, Rosales, Rosaceae.
AUGCAUGAUGCGGAAGCCGGAUUCGGCAUUCGGAGUUCUACAACGAGAACGUGCACACUGACAGGAGAGGUAACAAGGAAGGAAUAUGUAUGUUGUAAACAGGGGUAUGCAUUGACAAGCAAUGUUAGUUGUAAGAGAAGACGGCGAGGUAGUACUCGAACUGGUUGCAAGGCUAAACUUGCGAUAUUGAAGGUGAAAGACAAGAAUAAGUACAUUGUUGUAAGAUUCAAUGAGGUACACAACCAUGACAUGACCACAGUUGAUAAAGUCCAUCUAUUGAGAUCUCAUCGUAACUUAACAGAGUCUGCAAAGGUCUAUAGUGCAGAUAUGAGCAAAGUUAAUAUUCCGAUACAUAAACAGUUAAGCCUUCUUGAGGUGCAAGUUGGGGGAUUGGAAAAUGUUGGGUUGGUUAAAAGAGAUGUUUAUAAUUAUCUAAGGGACGUGCGUGAAGAGGUGAUUGGCCAUGAUGCAGAGCAGCUUAAUGAGCAUUUUAUGGCUGAGCAAGAAAAGAAUGAAUCCUUUUAUUUCAAGAUGGAGGUAGAUUCGGAAGGAAGGAUGGGUAAUGUUUUAUGGUCAGAUGCAAGGUCAAGACGAGCUUAUGGGUUUUAUGGAGAUGUGGUGGUAUUUGAUACGACGUUCAACACGAACCGCUAUGGGAUGGUCUUUAAGCCUUUGCUAGGCGUUAAUAACCAUCGGCAGACAGUGUUGUUUGCUUGUGCAUUCCUAACUAGUGGAACCACAGAUUCAUUUGUAUGGUUGUUAGAGGAAUUCAAGAAAUCCAUGCCGGGUGAGCCACCCAAAAUGAUCAUCACUGAUCAAGAUACAGCCAUGUCAAAGGCAAUUGUUGUAACUCUCACAACAACAUUUCAUAGAUAUUGCAUAUGGCAUAUCUUGAAUAAAAUUACAGAGAAACCCGGCAUUGGAGAAUGUUUUUCGGAAAUGUGCAAAUGCAUAUGGGGUAUGGACAAGAAAGAAGAAUUUGAUGCGAAAUGGGAGGAAAUCAUCACAAACAAUAGGCUGAAAAACCAUGCUUGGCUGAGCUCAAUUCAUGCUAUGCGGGAGAAUUGGGUUCCAUCAUAUGUAAAACAUGUGUUUUCGGCUGGGAUGUCAAAGCAAGAUGAGACGCACUGCAGAUACAAAGUUUUGAGUUGCUGGAAAAAUCUUUUGAGGACAUUCGUGGGAAGCUUACAAGGUUGGUGUCAUCAAGAGCUCAUGUCGAAGAACCCAAUGGAGAUGUCGGAACUAGUUAUCCCCAACUCAGAAUCAAAGAUCCAUAUUGAGAAGACUGAUCAUGAUAGAUGGAGUUGUCCAAAACUUGCGAGCCCCUCUUCAUCUUCUGACACAGAACUUGGUGGUCCAAUUGGUGAGAAUUUGCAGCCCACUCAGAGCACACAGGACAAUGAACCUACUAUGAUAGAGUCAUUUAUGCAAGAGUUUGAUUUCAUUUAUGGUCCCGAAGUGGAUGUCCCGGAUGUCCUCUGGGGGCUUUGGGAUUUUCAGAACCUGAAGCCCUUAUUUGAAGGAGAAUGA